AUGGUCAACUUUGGUACCUUUACUUCCCUCAUAUAUUCGGCCCACGUCGCUUUCCUAGGCUGCAAUGUGCCAACCAAUAGUUCGCAGCUUGUGGACAUUGUUCCAAAGCGCGAGGUUUUGUACGUUGGCGGACGAUACACAAACGGCAUGAAUAAUGCAACGAAUUCUACACCAACGACCAUGACAGGACAGAUUUACGUCGAGAAGCUUUCCCCUAACCCAGCCUCGGUGAACCCACCACUUCCAAUUAUCUUUAUUGCAGGCGCGGGUCAGACCGGCACCAAUUUCCUUGAUACUCCAGACGGACGGCCAGGAUGGGCAUCCUAUUUCAUAUCCAAAGGCCACACAGUCUACCUCUCAGAUCAGCCUGCACGUGGCCGCUCCUUCUGGUUUCCCGGACAGGGAAGUGUCGGGUAUAUUGGCUCACCCAGUGAGGUCUCUGAUAUCUUCACUGACGUAGCAAAUAACGGCAACCAAUGGCCGCAGGCCGAGCUUCAUACACAAUGGCCCGGCACUGGUCGUAUUGGCGACCCAACUUUCGACGCUUUCUACAGGAGCCAGAUACAAUUCCAAAGCGACCGCUUCAUAAGCGAAGAACAAAAUGCGCAGGCUUAUUCAGCUUUAGUAGACCUCGUAGGUGCCUGUUAUAUCAUCAGUCACUCUCAGGCGGGUGCAUAUGGCUGGAGGGUGGGCGACAUGCGCUCAGAUCUUGUCAAGGGUAUUGUUCAGCUCGAGCCGUCUGGUCCACCGUUCACGCUUCGCCCACCGUUUGGAAGUGACCCGGCUUUUGCUUUUGGCCUCACUGACCUCGCAAUCGGAUAUGCACCAACCGCAGGAAAGCAUGCCGAGAAUAUAGAAACAACUGUCGAGCCAGCAAUCGACGCCGAACACAAUGAUUGCAUCAUGCAGAAGUCCCCAGCGAAACAGUUGACGAAUCUACGCAAAAUUCCAGAACUUGUCGUUACUGGCGAAGCAUCGUUUCAUGCGUCAUACGAUUAUUGUACCGUCAAGUACCUGGAGCAAGUUGGCGUAGACGUGGAGCAUGCGGAUCUGGGAAAAGAGGGAAUUCACGGCAAUGGACACAUGUUCUUUAUGGAGAAGAACAAUCUUGAGAUCGCAGACCGUGUGUAUCAAUGGCUGCAAAAGCACUAA
Molecule: messenger RNA, 1152 nt
Organism: Talaromyces atroroseus
Lineage: Eukaryota; Fungi; Ascomycota; Eurotiomycetes; Eurotiales; Trichocomaceae
Exons: 3
Coding region: 1-1152 (383 amino acids)
Source: RefSeq, a predicted model, not a curated record